Messenger RNA from Suhomyces tanzawaensis NRRL Y-17324, 999 nucleotides. It is a transcript of the gene SLP2, whose product is annotated as Slp2p. The transcript has a single exon. The record is from RefSeq and is a predicted model, not a curated record. The coding region runs from base 1 to 999 and encodes 332 amino acids. Gene Ontology annotation, cellular component: membrane. NCBI's taxonomy places the organism in Eukaryota, Fungi, Ascomycota, Pichiomycetes, Serinales, Debaryomycetaceae.
AUGCGCUCGUCUGUCGUGCGUUCUGCCGCCCCAGCCGUUAAUUCGAUCGCCGUUAGAGCCUUCAACAAGUCCAGUCAGCCAUCAUUGAACUUCUUCCAAAAAGAACAAUUGCCUGCCAACACCAUCGUCAGAUUCGUGCCUCAGCAAACGGCAUGGAUUGUCGAGAGAAUGGGUAAGUUCCACCGGAUUUUGGAGCCUGGGUUGGCCAUCUUGAUGCCAUUCAUCGACAAGAUCACCUACGUGCAACUGCUCAAAGAAGCUGCAAUUGAAAUCCCUUCACAAAACGCAAUUACCUCCGAUAAUGUGAGCUUGGAGCUCGAUGGUAUCCUCUACAUCAAGAUCGUGGAUGCCUACAAGGCCAGUUACGGGGUGGAAAACUUCCGGUUUGCCAUUAGCCAGUUGGCCCAGACCACAAUGAGAUCGGAAAUCGGGUCUUUGACCUUGGACUUGUGUCUUAAGGAAAGACAAUUGUUGAACCAAAAUAUCAACAAGGUGAUAAACGAGGCCGCAAGAGACAACUGGGGUGUGGAAUGCUUGAGAUACGAAAUCAGAGACAUCCAUCCACCAAAGAAUGUGUUGGAAGCCAUGCAUAGACAAGUGUCUGCCGAGAGGUCCAAGAGAGCAGAGAUCUUGGAGUCUGAGGGUCAGAGACAAUCCAAGAUCAAUGUCAGUGAGGGUGAAAAGCAAUCGAUCAUCUUGGCCUCGGAAGCCAACAAGUUGGAACAGAUAAAUAGGGCCCAGGGUGAAGCCGAGUCGAUUUUGUUGAAGUCCGAAGCAACAGCCGAGGGUAUCAGAAGAGUUGCCCAAGCCAUCAAGGAGACUCCAGGUGGCGAAAGCGCCGUCAGUUUGCAAGUGGCUCAAGAGUACAUCAAGCAAUUCGGCAAGUUGGCCAAGGAAACCAACAGUAUGAUCAUCCCAUCCAACUUGGGAGACAUCGGCAGUGUGAUGGCGUCUGGUUUAUCCAUCUACAAGAACCUCAACAACGACAAACCCAACUAG